GGACUUUUAUUUUGGCACGUUAGUAUUACGUCAUAAGCCUGCGCCAUCUGUGAUUCUGCUGGAGAGAGAACAGAGUGUCCAAACAUACAGAAAAACUCCUGAUGAAGCGACAGAGAUCCAUGUGACACUAUUAUAAAGAUGGCAUUUAUUAAAGAGGAGAGUGAAGACUUCAAGAUUGGAGAAACAUUCAGAGUCAAACAUGAAGACACUGUGGAACAGACAGACCUGAUGGCACUAAAAGAGGAGAGUCAAGAACUGAAUGAAAUAGAAGAGAAAGACCAGUGUGACAAACAGAAUGAUCUUAUUAAUGAAGAAAAGUCAUUUAGUUGCUCACAGACUGAAUAUACUUCACGAAAAGAAGCAAAUGGAAGUUAUUUGACCUGCCAACAGUGUGGAAAAAGUUUCAACAGAAAAGGACAUCUUAAAGUCCACAUGAGAAUUCACACUGGAGAGAAGCCUCACACCUGCAAAAAGUGUGGAUUAAGUUUCACUCAAGAAGUAAGCCUUAACAGGCACUUUAGAAUUCACACUGAAGAGAAACCUUUUACCUGCCAACAGUGUGGAAAUAGUUUCAGUAGGGAGGGAAGCCUCAAAAGCCACAUGAGAAUUCACACUGGAGAGAAGCCUUACAUAUGCACUCAGUGUGGGAAACGUUUCACUCAAAAAGUACACCUUGAAAGCCACAUGAGAAAUCAUACAGGAGAGAAGCCUUUUACCUGCAAACAGUGUGGAAACAGUUUUAUUCAAAAAGGAAGCCUCGAAAGCCACAUGAGAAUUCACACUGGAGAGAAGCCGUUCACUUGCAAACUGUGUGGAAAUAGUUUCAGUAGGGAGGGAAGCCUCAAAAGCCACAUGAGAAUUCACACCGGAGAGAAGCCUUACAUAUGCCAUCAGUGUGGGAAACGUUUCACUCAAAAAGGACAUCUUGAAAGCCACAUGAAAAGUCACACCGGAGAGAAGCCUUUUACCUGCAAACUGUGUGGAAACAGUUUUAUUCAAAAAGGAAGCCUCGAAAGUCACAUGAGAAUUCACACCGGAGAGAAGCCGUUCACCUGCAAACUGUGUGAAAACAGUUUCAAUCGAAAAGCAAGCCUUAAAAGCCACAUGCGAAUUCACACCGGAGAGCAGCCUUUCACAUGCCCUCAAUGUGGAAAGAGUUUUACACAUAAACCAACUUUUAAUAACCACAUGAGAAUUCACACCGGAGAGAAGCCUUUCUGCUGCCAACUGUGUGGAAAGGGUUUCGUUCGAAAAGCAAGCCUUAAAAACCAUGUGAGGACUCAUACUGGAGAGCAACCUUUCACAUGCCCUCAAUGUGGGAGAGGUUUUACUUAUAAAACAACCUUUAACGCCCACAUGCGAAUUCAUACCGGAGAACAGCCUUACACCUGCCCUAAAUGUGGAAGGAGUUUUAGACAAAAACCAACCUUUAAUGCCCACAUGCGAAUUCAUACUGGAGAGCAGCCUUACACCUGUCCUACAUGUGGAAAGAGUUUUAGACAAAAAACAACUUUUAAUACCCACAUGAGAGUUCACACUGGGGAGAAGCCGUUCACCUGCCAACAGUGUGGAAAGAGUUUCACUGCAAAAGGAAACCUUAAAAAACACAUGAGAGUUCACACUGGAGAAAAGCCUUUCACAGGUGAUUAGUGUGGAAAGAGUUUUGCAUGUAAAGUAAAUCGUGAUUCACGCUUUUCAGUGUAAUAAAAAAAUUAGACCCCAUUUUGUUAAUUUUGUGGGAAGUGUUUAACUUGGCACUAGAACAUUUAGGCUACACUCAUGCCGCAACUGAAGUUAUAGGGAUUGUAGUUGAUCUAUGAUUCGUACUGGCCAGCUGCUCCCCAGAUUGGAACGCAUUGUGAUUUAUGCAGACUGAUCUCAUGAAGUAGCGUGUGUAUGACACGCCAAUUCGUAUUUCCAUUUUUGGCGUGCUAUCAAG
Molecule: messenger RNA, 1939 nt
Organism: Pimephales promelas (fathead minnow)
Lineage: Eukaryota; Metazoa; Chordata; Actinopteri; Cypriniformes; Leuciscidae
Source: RefSeq, a predicted model, not a curated record